AUGACCAUGAGCUUCGCAAUGGGAAGCUCUUAUCUUUUACACUCUCACUUUCCUUCCUCCACUUCCCCUCCUUCUUCUUCCCAACCUGUUUCUUUUUAUGCGAAGAGCAACGGCAAUAAUAAUGCAAUGACUGAGAGGAAGAGGAUAGUAGUUUCUGCUUGUAUGGGCCAAGAGGAUCCAAAGGACAUUGUUUUCAGCAAGAAGAGAGCUGUCCUUUUCGUGGGUAUUUCAGUUCUUCCUUUUUUGCAACUCAGGGCCAGAGCUCUUGAAGGUCUUGUUACAAAGAAAGACAAGUUCAUUCAUAGUACGGUUGUUAAUGAACCUAAUUCCCUUCAUUUAGCCACUGGUUCACAGAGAAAGCCUAAUGCAUCUUUAAAGGUUCUUGAGGAAGCUAUGCUCAAGGCACCGGAGGAGGACGAAAGAGAAGAGCUAUCAAUUCAAAGGUAUACACCGACAAAUCCUUUUCUGUCUCUCCUGAAUGGACUUGGCAUAUUUGGUACUGGUGUGCUUGGUGCGCUUUAUGCAUUGGCUCGGAAAGAAAAGAAAGCUACUGAUACAACAAUAGAAUCACAGAUGAUAUCUAAACUGAAAGAAAAGGAAGCUGCCAUUGAAUCCUUGGAGAAGAACUUUGAAUCAAAGCUAUUGAAUGAACAGAAAGAACGGAUGGAGCAACUCAAGAAGGCAAAGGAAGAACAGAAGUUUUUGUUGAACCAGCUCAACUCUGCAAACAGUACAAUUGCAGGGUUAGGACAGGAGCUAAAAAAUGAGAAAAGAAUAAUUGAUGAGCUUAAAGUUCAAGUAGAGGGUAUAGAAACCAACCUCUCAAAAGCUCAGGAAGAUAAAAAGGCUCUUGAACAAGAGCUAAAGGAAAAACUCAGCAUGGUUGAAGCCUUGCAAGAUAAGAUCAACUUGCUUAGUUUGGAGAUCAAGGACAAGGAAGACAAUGCUCAAAGCCUAAGCUCUUCGCUUGUUGAGAAGGAUUCGGAGUUAAAGAACUUGAAUUACAUGUGUGAGCAAACUAAGGGUGAACUAGCCCAAGCAUUCUCAGAAAUCAAAGGAUUGAAAGAUGAGCUACUGAAAAAUGAAAAGGAAAUAGAAACAAAGAAUUCUGUGGUGGAUGAAUUAAAUUCAAAGAUCAGUUAUUUAACAGUUGAGAGAGAUGAAUCUACUAGGCAGCUUAAUACUGUUCAGGAUGAGUACAAUGAUCUGAAAUCAUCCUCUGAAAAGAAGGCUGCCGUGGAUGCUAAGCUGUUGACAGAAAGAGAAGAUGAGCUUCGCCUGUCGAAGGAAAAGCUCGAGGUUGCUCUGAAUGAAGCAAGUGGAAACCAAGCAAGAAUUGAGGAUUUGACUCAAGAAAGGGAUGAUUUGAUAAGAAUGCUUGAUGCUGAAGUGAGCACUGUCAGGAAUCUAAAAGAUGAGCUCCAUAUCACCCUGGAAACCCUUGGGAAGUUGAGAAAUGAGGCUUCUGAUCUGUCAGAACAACUCAAGCAGUCUCAAAACCAGUGCACUGAGCUUCAGGCCGAGGUUUCAACAAUUCAGGCUGAGUAUGCUGAAGCUACAGAAACACUGCAGAAGAGUGUUGAGAAGGCAAAACAGAGUGGUGAGGUGUUAGCCAGUGAGCUUGCAGCAGUGAAGGAAAAACUGAAGAAAACUAAAGAGGAGCUGCAAAUUAUGUCUCAAGAUCUGGCAACAGUGACCGAAAAUCGUGAUAGCGUACAAAAGGAGUUGGUAGAUGUUUCCAGGAAAGCAGAAGUCACAGCCAAUGAAUUAAAAGCAGAGAAAAAUGUAGUUUCUUCAUUGAAUAAAGAAUUGCAAAACCUGGAGAGGCAAAUGUUAAAGGACAAGGAGUCGAGAAAAUCUCUUGAAAUAGAUCUAGAAGAGGCUACUAAAUCACUUGAUGAGAUGAACCGAAAUGCGUUGAUACUUUCUGGAGAACUAGAGAUGGCUAAUUCUCGGAUUUCUAGCCUUGAAGAUGAGAAGCAGGUGCUUUACAUAUCCCUUACUGAGCAGAAGAAUGCAGCCAAAGAGGCCCAAGAGAAUUUGGAAGAUGCUCAUAACAUUGUGGUGAGGCUUGGCAAGGAAAGGGAGAGUUUGGACAAAAAGGGAAAGAAACUUGAAGCAGAAUUGGCAUCUGCCAAGGGUGAAAUAUUGCGAUUGAGGAGUAAAAUAAAUUCAUCAAACACUGUUGCUAAUGAACAGAAGUCACAGAAAACUGAAGCUGAAGACUUGCGAUCAAGGAGUAAAAUAAAUUCAUCCAACACCGUUGUAAAUGAACAGAAGUCAGAGGAAACGGAAGCUGAAGAGAAGGUCACUGUUAAUGCAAAGAGAAGUGGUAGAACUAGAAGGAAAAAGGCUAGUUCGCAAUGA
Messenger RNA from Dovyalis caffra, 2367 nucleotides. NCBI's taxonomy places the organism in Eukaryota, Viridiplantae, Streptophyta, Magnoliopsida, Malpighiales, Salicaceae. The record is from the annotation of a GenBank genome assembly.